CGGAAGUGCACACAAGCGCGUGCGCGCGGACCCACAUGUGUUGAGCUUCUUACAGCGCUGUUACACACACACACACACACAUCUACUCAGCACGAGGAGGUUAUUAACGUUUAUAGCGCUCGCACACGUACAAACAUCAGAACGUCACGGUGUGGAGACAGAGCUCAGCUCACAGGAGUGUGUGUGUGUGUGUGUGUGUGUGUGAAGAUACGGUGAGAUGCUGCACGAGCCCCGGUGGCGGAUUCCCCCUAACGCUCCCGCGUGCAUGGAGAGACACCUGGAGUGCGUGCGCUACCGCACAGAUGGUGUGUUCCUGCUCAGCGCCUCCAGUCUGGCGGGUCGGUGCUGGUUCGGUUCCAUUUGGAUCUAUUCGGACUCUAAACUGGCCCCUAAUGAGGGAUUCUGUAAGGCGGGGCUUCAGACGGAGGCGGGACUUAAUGAGGUCAACUGGCUGACAGACAGGUCCAUCGUCACGGCAACCGACUCCGGAGCGGUUGAGCUGUGGGAUUUGGCUGAAGAUGAGCGCUUGUUGGUGAACCGGUUCAGUCGCCACGAACACGAUCACGUCGUCACGACGGUCAGUCCGGCGGCCGACGCUCAUCACGCUGUCAGUGGCAGCAUGGACUGCAGGGUUAAAGUUUGGGAUCUGAAUCAGGAGUGUGUGAUCAACACCUACAGCGUGCACUCCCUGGCAGUGAGCCGUGUGUCCUGCAGCCCGACUGACCCCUCCCUCUUCCUGUCCUGUGCUCAGGACGCCCGGUUGUUGCUGUGGGAUCGUAGAAAAGCCAAACCUGCCUCUCGCUUGGAAGUGGUUUCUCCGAGCUGUUCUGUGACGGCUGUCGUGUGGCAUCCGAACAAGAGCAGCACCAUCGCCUACGGUGAUGAGUUGGGCAGGGUAACUGUGACAGAUUUCCAGGAUGCAGGACAAACACAUACGAUGAACACACACACACGCAGAGUGUCGGAGCUUGCCUUCUCCUCACAUAGUUCUCCUCUGCUUGCCUCAGUGAGUGAUGACUGCACCGUCGCUGUGGUGAACACAGAGCUCAGAGAAAUUUACAGGGACAGGAGACACCAGGACUUUGUGCGCGGUGUGUGUUGGACUCCAGGCGGCUCAGACGUGCUGACCACUGCGGGGUGGGAUCACCAGGUCCUCCAUCACCACCUGCAGGAGACACGCGCUUAACACACACACACACACACACACACACACACACACACUUAGCAUACGUCAUUCUCACACACACAUACUUACUUGUUUCAGUGUUUAAUAAAGUGUGUUAAGUCAAA
Messenger RNA from Clarias gariepinus (North African catfish), 1290 nucleotides. RefSeq names its product WD repeat domain 77 (gene wdr77). Gene Ontology annotation, cellular component: methylosome. Gene Ontology annotation, molecular function: protein binding. The record is from RefSeq and is a predicted model, not a curated record. The transcript has 10 exons. Bases 218 to 1186 code for a protein of 322 amino acids. Gene Ontology annotation, biological process: oocyte axis specification. NCBI's taxonomy places the organism in Eukaryota, Metazoa, Chordata, Actinopteri, Siluriformes, Clariidae.